Molecule: messenger RNA, 1309 nt
Organism: Arabidopsis thaliana (thale cress)
Lineage: Eukaryota; Viridiplantae; Streptophyta; Magnoliopsida; Brassicales; Brassicaceae
Product: oxidoreductase
Exons: 6
Coding region: 580-1143 (187 amino acids)
Cellular component (GO): nucleus
Source: RefSeq, marked reviewed
CUGGUUUUUAUUCCUCCUUCUCCAUCGGCCAUUGAUCUGAGUAUUUUCAGAUUCUUCCUCUCAAGUGAAAGCAACGAUCCUGUCUCUUCUCUUUUAGAGUUUAUCGAUAGCUUUGUUUCCUAAUUGAAUUUCUGGUUAGAUUCAUUUAUCCUUUUUGCCAUUAUUUUGAAUUUUUUCUCUUUUCAACAAUUUGAGAUAGUAAAACGGGUUAAGUAGAAGACAGACGAAUCGUUGCUAGUAAUUAGCUUAAUUGGCUACGAUUGUAGUUAUGAUUCAAUUAGAAGUGUUCUAAUUUGUUUUAAAAAAAAAAUCGAAACCCAACUUCGAUUUUUUGACAGUCAUGGAGUUAGAGAGAUUCAGGGUAGGUCUUACUCCAACUGUAUUCUACAUUCCCGGUUUCAUAACUGACGAAGAGCAAACUCAGCUCCUAAAUCAUGUAAAACUCUCCUCUCCAAUUGUUUAAGCAUUUGACAUCUUGAGAUUAUAUGUACUACCCUUUUGCUGUCUUGUAAGAUAUAUGGAGCAUCUGGUUCCAAGUGGAAGACAUUAAAGAACAGAAGAUUACAGAACUGGGGUGGUAUGGUCCAUGAAAAGGGUCUUGUUCCACAAGAGUUGCCUCCCUGGCUGACAAAGAUAACAGCGGAAAUUCAUGAAAGCUCGGGUCUGUUCCCUUCUGCUAUAAAUCAUGUCCUCAUCAAUGAAUACCAUCCUGACCAAGGGAUUAUGCCGCAUCAAGAUGGACCCGCUUACUUUCCUGUUGUAGCUAUCUUGUCUCUUGGCUCACCUGUUGUUAUGGACUUCACUCCGCAUUUGAGAUUAAGAUCAGGCGAUGGUUACAUUUCCAAAGACCAAAGUCCCUGUGCAGAGAGUUGUGCCCCUGAGAGAGACUCAUUCUCUGUCUUGUUGAUGCCUCAAAGCUUACUCAUCUUCAAAGAUGACGCAUAUUCAGAUUUCCUCCACGGCAUUAGCGAUAGUCCAACACAAUGUUACAACCAGGUCGUUAAUGAAGCUGAAGCUUUGGCUUACUCUAACGAAGAAGAUUCAAGAAAAGAUGGUGACAAGAUUUUUCACAGAGACCAAACUCGAGUUUCACUUACUUGCCGUCUAGUUCCCAAAGUCCGUAAAAAUCUCUUCAGAUUCUAGCUUGCUUCCCUAAUAACACUGGUUUUAUCUUGUCGUUUAUGACUGUAAAAAACGUUACGAUUUGUGACGUGUGGAAUAUAAAACGCCACGAUUUGUAGUUGCCGAAACAUGAGGACAAAAAACUUGCAACGGAUAGGAUUAAAUAUGAGCCCUUCAUUUUAUUUUA